AAGCGGAAUAUGCUCUAUUCUCAUUCCUCCCGCACACACUUCACCUGAAUGCUCUGUCUUUUUUUUUUUAACUCGUCUUUUUCAUUUCAUCCAAGAGCGUCUUUUUGAGUUUUGAGUUUCUUCACCUGACGCGCUGUCCGUUUUCCUUUUGGACCCGUUUGGAUUUUACGCAUUUUAAAUUCUUCACCUGUAUCAGGACCUCCGGAGCUCCGUGCCCUGGAGACUCGAUCCGAGCCGACAUGGCGCGCUUCUUCCUGCCGUUUCUCCUGAUGUUCCUGUGUGUGCAGACGACUCUCUCCUCCGGAGUCUUUGAGCUGAAAAUCAGCUCCUUCUCCAGCUCGCGGGGAGUUUGUGGCUUCCAGACCCGGGAUUGCCAGAUAUUUUUCCGAGUUUGCCUCAAACACUCGCAGGACGUUAUCAACCCGGAGCCCCCGUGCACGUACGGGACCGCACUCACGGACAUCUUCGGCGCGGACUCCAAAUCCAUCUCCAGUAGCGCGCCCAUCAGGGUGCCUUUUCACUUCAAAUGGCCGGGGACUUUCUCUCUGAUCAUUGAAGCCUGGAACGCGGAGUCUUCAAUUAUCGGGUCUACAGAUAACCAGAACAAUCUGAUCAGCCGCCUGGCGACCCGCCGCAGACUCACCGUUGGAGAGGAGUGGUCCCAGGACGUGGACUUCAGUAACAAGAGCGAGCUCCGGUACUCCUACCACGUGAUCUGUGACGAACACUACCACGGGGUGGAGUGCUCUGCCUACUGCCGCCCGCGCAACGACACCUUCGGCCACUACACCUGCGACGAGCCGGGCGACCGGGUCUGUCUGGAGGGAUGGACCGGAGUAUACUGCGACGUUC
Molecule: messenger RNA, 852 nt
Organism: Notothenia coriiceps (black rockcod)
Lineage: Eukaryota; Metazoa; Chordata; Actinopteri; Perciformes; Nototheniidae
Product: delta-like protein B
Exons: 4
Biological process (GO): Notch signaling pathway; cell communication; multicellular organism development
Cellular component (GO): membrane
Source: RefSeq, a predicted model, not a curated record